GCUAGCAAGUCCGAGGGCCUGGGUCUUUCUGUCGGCCAAUACGCCUCGGGCAAGAGCGGACCUCGCUGCGGCAAACAACGGGGCUGCCAAUGACAAACAUAUUCCCGAUGUGCCAUUCUGUUUCGUAGACAGCGAGUAUCUUUUUUUUUUUAUCGAAGUCUCCCGUUCUUCCAAGACCCAUCGCGAGGAAAACGAGAUUUGUGUGCGUUUGUGUGCAGUAUUUCGUAUUAAAGGAACGAAUAUGGCGUUUACUAUGACUUCGAAGGCAAUUCUUCUUGUGGCGGCUUCGGUCUUCGCUCUCUUAGCUACCGCGAAGGCCGAGAUCCCAAAGGAAGGCCACUGUAUCUGGUAUGGCAUGUGCGACCGGAACCCGCAGAAGGAUACGACCAUGUACCUCAACUGCGCUUACGACGGGCCCGCGAAGCUUCUGGAGGACGAGAUUGCCUUAGAAGGACUGAGGAACCACUGCCCAGAAUUUCUGGAGGAGAUCACCGCGGAGGACGGCAGCAUCAGCACCUGCUGCGGCGCCGACAACAUCCUGGACAUGACGACCAACUUCGCCCGGCUGGACACCUUCGUCAGCCGCUGCCCCGCCUGCAUGAACAACAUCAAGAAGAACUUCUGCUACUUCACCUGCCACCCGAGGCACUCGAACUUCCUCAGGCCCACCGAGAUUUACGAGACGGAGAACUUCACCUCCAUCUUCUCCACCGACUUCAUCAUCCACCCGCAGUACACGAACGAUACCUUCGACUCCUGCAAGAACGUGUAUUCGCCGGAGGUCAACAUGCCCGCCCUGGAGAUCCUCUGUGGCAACGCCGGGAGGGACUGCACGCCUGAAAAGCUGUUCUCCUACUUCGGCAACAACGAGUUCGCUCCCUUCAACAUCACGUACGUGUGGGCGACCGAGGACCUGGAGGACGAGCCCAACAUCUGGGGCAACGCCACGCUCACCAUGCACCCCUUCGACGUCCCCACCACGCCGUGCAACACCUCGAACUCCUCGCUGCACUGCCUCUGCUCCGACUGCCGGUCCUCGUGCCCCCCCCUUCCCGAGAUGCCCGAAGACAGCGGCCUGCCCAUGGUCGGGGGUAUCGACGCCCUCUCCUUCUCCCUCAUCAUCAUCUACUGCGUGGGCGUCGUGGGGAUAAUCGUGGCGUCUUGUUUCUGGAGCAAGAUCUCUCCGGGAGGACAAGGAGGCUCUCCCUUGGCACCUGACAACGAGGGCGACCCCGGCUGCUUCGAAAAGCUCUCGGCGAAGACGGAAAGGUCCAUCAAACGAACCUUCUCCGUGUUCGCGAGAUUUGUAGCCAAGCACCCCUUUAUCUUCAUCUUCGUCAGCCUGAUUCCAGUGGCCCUUCUCAGCGUUGGCAUUAUGUAUCUCCAGCUGACCACUGACCCCGUGGAGCUGUGGGCGUCGCCGACCUCGAGGUCAAGGAAAGACAAGGACUACUUCGACUCCCACUUCGCGCCCUUCUACCGCACCACGCAGGUCAUCAUCACGGCCAAGAACUACGACUGGUUUAACGUGACCGUGGAGCCUUCUCCGGGCGCUUUCAAGACCUACAACUUCGGGCCCGCGCUCAACGAGACGUUCCUGCAGGAGGUCAUGACGCUGCAGAACGAAAUUGAAAGUCUCAUGGGAAACAUGGACGGCGAGAACGUGACCCUCAGGGACGUGUGCAUCAAGCCCUUGGCGCCGCAGGAGGACGACUGCAUGAUCCAGAGCGUCGUCAACUACUGGCAAAAUGACCCCGCGAAACUUCAGGCGGAUAUCGAUAAGGGCGAUUUUGCAUUUGCGAAACACUUCCUCUCCUGCGUCAGCAACCCCGUCCAGCUGUCUCCGGACCUUUGCCUGGGCUCGUACGGCGGCCCGGUCUUCCCCUACACCGCCCUCGGAGGCUUCCUGAAGGAGGACGACCUCAUCUCCGACAGCCCUUCGUACUGGGAGUCGACGGCGCUCGUGAUCACCAUCGUCCUCGCGAAUCACAACGACAAGUCGCUCCUCGGGCCGGCCUUGGCGUGGGAGGAAAGGUUCCUCGAGUACAUGAAGGAGAUCGUGUCUGACGGGAACCUCACCCUCAACAUGGACAUCGCCUACAACGCCGAGCGAGGCAUCGAGGACGAGCUCAAGCGCGAGAGCAUGAACGACGUCCUCACGAUCCUCAUCAGCUACCUCAUCAUGUUCGCUUACGUCGCCAUCGCGCUCGGCAACGUCUCCUCCGAGUGCCGGCGACUCUUCAUCGAGAGUAAAAUCCUGCUGGCUCUCGGGGGCGUCACCAUCGUCAUGCUCUCCGUGUUCGCCUCCCUCGGGUUCUACGGCUUCGCUGGGGUGCCGGCCACGCUCUUCGUCAUGGAGGUCAUCCCGUUCCUGGUGCUGGCGGUGGGCGUGGACAACAUCUUCAUCCUGGUGCAGACGUGGCAGCGGGAGCCCCGUCAGGAGGGCGAGAGCCUCGAGGACCACGUGGGGCGCGUCGUGGGCAAGGUCGCGCCGUCCAUGCUGCUCUCCACCUGCGCCGAGGCCCUCUGCUUCUUCCUAGGAGGCCUUUCGGACAUGCCCGCCGUCUACGCCUUCGCCCUCUACGCCGCCCUCGCCCUCGUCAUCGACUUCUUCCUCCAGAUGACCUGCUUCGUGGCGCUCCUCGCCCUCGACGCGCGGAGGGUGGAGUCAAAUAGAUGGGAUAUUUGCUGCUGCAUUGAAGGGGAAAAGCCGGCUUCCAAGACACAAGAGAAGACCGUGUGUUUCAAGAUCUUCCAGCACGUCUACGCUCCCUUCCUCCUCAAGGACAUCGUCCGUAUGAUCGUCUGCAUCCUGUUUCUGGGAGUGUUUUUGGCCUCCCUCGCUCUCACGCCCAAGAUCGAGGUCGGCUUGGAGCAGGAUCUCUCCAUGCCAGAAGACUCGUUCGUCCUCAAGUACUUCAAGUAUCUCAACAACUACCUCUCCGUCGGCCCCCCGGUUUACUUUGUGAUGACUGAAGGCUACAACUUCACUGACUUUGACGAACAGAACCUGGUGUGUCAAGUGUCAGGUUGCAACGACGACUCCAUCCUUCAGCAAAUAUUCAUCUCGUCCCUGAAGCCUGAAACGUCGUACUUAGCUUCCGGCGCUUCGUCUUGGCUCUCCCCUUACUUCACGUGGCUCAAAGACUUCGUGGAUUCUGACUUCGACAUCGGUGCCUGUUGUCGGCUGGACAGCAAUGGCAAUUUCAUCAACUCCUCGGAGCUGGUAGACAUGAACACCGUCACGACCUGCAUGCACCCAGCCGACUUCGAGGACGGUCGUCCUCAUCCCCAUCUCUUCAUGAAGCACCUCGAGGACUACUUGAACGACAACCCCCACGGGACCCUGUGCGCCUCCGCCGGACACCCAGCCUACGGAGACGCAGUCAAGAUCCUGGAGGAUCCGUCGGGAGAGAAAUACGUCGGCGCCAACUACUUCAUGGCUUACCAUUCCAUCCUGAAGACGUCUGACGACUUCACCAACGCAAUGGACUUCGCGUACCAGCUGAGCGCGAGCAUCACCACUUACCUGCAGAAGAACAGCAAAUUUACCUCCGACAUUGAAGUGUUCCCUUACAGCAUCUUCUACGUGUACUACGAGCAGUACCUGACGAUGUGGGCUGACACGGGCGUGAGCCUGGGCGUGUCCGUGGCCUCCGUGUUCGGCGUCAUGCUCCUGCUGACCUUUGACCUGGCCUCCUCGCUCAUCGUCCUGGUCACCAUCGCCAUGAUCGUCGUCGACAUGAUGGGCAUGAUGUUCUGGUGGGGCAUCUCGCUCAACGCCGUCUCGCUCGUCAACCUCGUCAUGGCAGUGGGAAUAUCCGUAGAGUUCUGCAGCCACGUAACCCACGCUUUCGCCACCUCGGUCCAGCCUACGAGGCUAUUACGAGCCCAAGAAGCACUUUCUACUAUGGGCUCUUCUGUGCUGUCGGGCAUCACGCUGACCAAGUUCGGCGGCAUCAUCGUCCUCGGCUUCGCGCAGUCGCAGAUCUUCCGCGUGUUCUACUUCCGCAUGUACCUGGGCAUGGUCAUCAUCGGCGCCGCGCACGGGCUCGUCUUCCUGCCCGUCUUCCUCUCCCUCUGCGGUCCGAGACUCAACCGGGUGCUGGCGAACGAGGAGAAGGAGAGAGAGAAUAAAGCAGCGCAAGAGAAACAUGGAGAAGCCAACAUUGGGUUCCAGUCUGAUCUCCAUUUGUAGGCGGAGAAUGGGGAAUAAGGAAAGGAAGAGAGAGAAAGAGAGAGAGGGAGUAAAGAGAGAAGAGACGGAAGGACGGGUUGGAGAGCUUGAGGGACGGAAACGAUGAGCGAUGGAGAGAGAGGGAGGGAAAGAAAGGCGGAAGAGGAAAAGGGAAGGAGGGAUGAAAGGAGAGAGAGAGAAAAAGACUGGUUUCAAUAACAAUACUGUGGAGAGAGAGAGAGAGAGAGAGAGAGAGAGAGAGAGAGAGAGAGAGAGAGAGAGAGAGAGAGAGAGAGAGAGAGAGAGAGAGAGAGAGAGAGAGGAAGACGGUCAAAUUCAGAGACAGACUGAAGAACACACACACACACACACACACACACACACACACACACACACACACACACACACACACACACACACACACACACACACACACAGGUAGAGACAGAGGAAAUUUAUCUUCAUGAGUAUUGUUCAGAGGGAAGAUUACUUUUGAAAGUGCUGUGAAUGAGUGACUUAGAAAGACUGGAGAGGGAUUCGGACAAAGCACUAAUCCACUAAUUCGUUGGAAUGAUUGAGAGAAGAAAGAAAUGUAUAUGUGUUUUUUUGUUUCAUUAGUGUUUUCUUUGAGGUAAACGAAAUUUCAUCUAACACUUGCUUUUGUACGAACACUAAUAAAAUAAAGACAAAAAAUAAAAGACGUGCCUCCCCCCUCCCCUCCCUCACUCUCUCAAUAAAAAAGAAAAGAAAAAGAAAAGUGGAAAUUGAAGAAGAAAGUCUGGCCUGCAUCAUCCUCGACGCAUCUUGAAAGGGCCACUUGCCGGUGCUCCUUGCAACAUUUGCAAUGGUGUUACCGGAAGUGCAGCCGUGCAAUGAAACGAUUCUUAUUGUUAUGAAACCUUAAUCUUGAUAAUGUAUUAGAAAUUGUUUUACCCUCUUUGCAUAUAGACGACAUAUAUUGAAUACUAAACACCUUGAGUAUUGUGAUAUUAAUAUGCUAUGUAAUCUUUGGAUAAUUAUAUGGUGGGUUAAUGAUACAA
Messenger RNA from Penaeus indicus, 5217 nucleotides. Its product is annotated as NPC intracellular cholesterol transporter 1-like. Bases 242 to 4198 code for a protein of 1318 amino acids. The record is from RefSeq and is a predicted model, not a curated record. Gene Ontology annotation, molecular function: lipid carrier activity; cholesterol binding. Gene Ontology annotation, biological process: intestinal cholesterol absorption; cholesterol homeostasis. The transcript has 24 exons. Lineage: Eukaryota; Metazoa; Arthropoda; Malacostraca; Decapoda; Penaeidae. Gene Ontology annotation, cellular component: plasma membrane.